Schizosaccharomyces osmophilus is the source of this 2070-nucleotide messenger RNA. It is a transcript of the gene lys2, whose product is annotated as homoaconitate hydratase Lys2. Gene Ontology annotation, biological process: L-lysine biosynthetic process. The transcript has a single exon. The coding region runs from base 1 to 2070 and encodes 689 amino acids. The record is from RefSeq and is a predicted model, not a curated record. NCBI's taxonomy places the organism in Eukaryota, Fungi, Ascomycota, Schizosaccharomycetes, Schizosaccharomycetales, Schizosaccharomycetaceae. Gene Ontology annotation, molecular function: homoaconitate hydratase activity; 4 iron, 4 sulfur cluster binding.
AUGAUGCGCAUUGGUCAAACAAAAACCCAGCUAAAGGGUCUUUCUUACUCUUUUCGUGGCUUUGCCACGGGUAAUAAACUACCUCAAACGAUCACCGAAAAGAUCGUUCAAAGGUUUGCGCAGAAUCUUCCUGAGGGAAAAUUCGUUCGUUCCGGUGAUUAUGUGACAAUUAAGCCGAAACACUGUAUGUCUCAUGACAACUCAUGGCCUGUCGCAUUAAAGUUUAUGGGCAUUGGCGCCGAAAAAGUAUUCGACAAUCGUCAAGUAGUUUGUACUUUGGAUCACGACGUACAAAAUAUAAGCGAAACCAACUUGCGUAAAUACAGAAACAUUGAGUCCUUUGCUAAAGGACAAGGAAUUGAUUUCUAUCCUGCUGGCCGAGGUAUCGGGCAUCAGAUCAUGGUUGAACAGGGAUAUGCAAUGCCAGGUAGCCUAGCAGUCGCUAGUGAUUCACAUUCUAAUACCUACGGCGGUGUUGGUUGCUUAGGUACCCCUAUUGUCCGUACGGAUGCAGCUGCUAUUUGGGCUACGGGUCAAACUUGGUGGCAGAUUCCGCCCAUCGCUCGUGUUAAUCUUGUUGGUCAGUUACCAAAAGGUUUGUCAGGAAAAGAUAUUAUUGUAUCUCUUUGUGGUGCUUUCAAUCAUGACGAGGUUUUGAACCAUGCCAUCGAGUUUUAUGGUGAGGGUCUAAAGAGUUUGGAUAUUGACUCUCGCCUUACCAUUGCCAACAUGACUACGGAAUGGGGAGCUCUUUCUGGUUUGUUUCCUACUGACGACAAGGUUUUUGAAUGGUAUGAAAAACGUCUUGCAUUUUUAGGCCCCAAUCAUCCAAGAGUCAACCGCAAAGCUCUUGAUGACAUGAAAGCCAACCCUAUCAUCCCUGAUGAGAACUCUCAUUAUUCCAAAUUCCUCACUCUGGAUCUUAAUACUCUUUCUCCCGUUGUUUCAGGACCCAAUUCUGUAAAAAUUUACAACUCAGCUGCCAAACUUGAAAGGGAUGAUAUCCCAAUCAAGAAGGCUUAUUUGGUUUCCUGCACAAAUGGCCGACUUUCUGAUAUCCAUGAUGCUGCUGAAGUAGUUCGCGGCAAGAAGAUUGCCGAUGGCGUCGAAUUUUAUGUAGGUGCUGCAUCAAGUGAAGUGGAAGAGGCAGCCAGAAAUAAUGGUGAUUGGCAAACCCUUAUAGAUAGUGGCGCUCGUGCUCUUCCUGCUGGUUGCGGUCCUUGUAUCGGUUUAGGUACCGGACUAUUAAAGGAGGGUGAAGUUGGCAUCAGUGCCACAAACCGUAAUUUUAAGGGUCGCAUGGGAAGCCGUGAAGCCUUGGCUUACUUAGCUUCUCCCGCUGUUGUCGCUGCCUCAGCUAUUUCCGGAAAAAUUGUUGCUCCUGAAGGUUUCAAAGACUCUGUUGAUCAAGUUUCUGCUAUUGAUGUCACAGAGAAAAUGAAUGCUGGCAAGAAGUCGGUGAAUGAGACCAGUGUAUCUGAUUCUGAGACUGCCAUUAUUGAUGGCUUUCCCGCAUCCGUAUCCGGUGAAAUCGUAUUUUGUGAUGCUGACAAUUUAAAUACUGAUGGUAUAUACCCUGGUCGUUAUACUUAUAGAGACGAUAUAAGUAAAGAAGAAAUGGCUAAGGUUUGCAUGGAAAAUUACGAUGUUAAUUUUGGAAACAAAACAAAGCCUAAUGAUAUUUUAGUAAGCGGGUUUAAUUUUGGUUGCGGUUCUAGCCGUGAACAAGCUGCUACUGCUAUUUUAUCUCGAGGAAUUCCUCUCGUCGUCGGCGGAUCUUUUAGUGACAUUUUUAAACGUAACUCCAUCAAUAAUGCCUUAUUGGCUGUUGAAUUACCGGAUCUUAUUCAGAAGCUUCGUUCUACUUUUGCAAACAAUCCUAAGGAACUUACUCGCCGUACCGGUUGGCAUCUUAAUUGGGAUGUUCGUAAAAGUUUUGUUGAAAUCUCUACUUCUGAUGGCGAGAAAUUGUCCUGGCGAAUUGGAGAGCUCGGAAACUCUGUACAAAGUCUUUUUGUUCGUGGAGGCCUUGAAGGUUGGGUCAAACAUGAAAUUUCUGAGUCUUCAUAA